Messenger RNA from Gaeumannomyces tritici R3-111a-1, 1631 nucleotides. RefSeq names its product ubiquitin/metalloprotease fusion protein. The transcript has a single exon. The record is from RefSeq and is a predicted model, not a curated record. Lineage: Eukaryota; Fungi; Ascomycota; Sordariomycetes; Magnaporthales; Magnaporthaceae. Bases 163 to 1377 code for a protein of 404 amino acids. Gene Ontology annotation, molecular function: proteasome binding.
UGCGACGACGACUUAAAGAGAGAUACCUAGUCAACCAUUUCCAUGAUGUUUGCGUUUGAAGCGUCGGAUUCAUUCAUCAGCUAUUUUAAUAUAAAAACCCACUCAGAAGCCUGUUUCCACCACUAGUAGCACCCCUUCACAUACCGCGACAAAACCGUUAACAUGUCGGGCAGCCCCGAAGCCCAAAACGCAGACAAAGGCAAACAGGCCGGGGGUGACCUCAUCUCAGUCACCGUCACCCUGGGCACCCAAACCAAAACUUUCACGUUCCCGGCCGACGAUAGUACAGUCGACGACCUAUCAGACGCGUGCGAGGAGGCCUUUGAGGACGCCUCGGGCGCCAGAAAGUACAACUGGUCGACGCACAAGUUCAUCGCCCCGCAGCCUGUCGGGCUCCUCAGGGGGGCCGAGCAGGGCGCCACCCUACUCUCCCAGUCGCUGGCCGGCAAGAAGGUGCGCCUGAUGGCCAGCCGCCUCGCCGACGUCGACGCCCUCCGCGCGGCCGAGGCCUCGGCCCGGGACAGGGACGCCAGGAGGGCCAGCGCCGCCCAGGCCGCCCGGCGGCGACGGCACCAGACGUCAUCUCUAGCCAGCCGACCCAAGUCGACACAGCAGUCGGCCGGCGGCGGCGGCGGCGGCGGCGGCGGUGGCAGCUCCACCUACACCUUCCUCAGCCUGCGCCCGCUCCCCCACCUGCCGCGGCCAGAGGCCAGCCUCCGCUUCCUGGAGCGGCUGCGCGACGACCCGGGCGUGCGCGCCGUCAUGGAGAAGCGCCGCUUCACCGUCGGGCUCCUGACCGAGAUGGACCCGGCCGCGCACACGGACGUGUCGCACGACGGCGGCGUCGGCCGCACCCUCGGCCUGAACCGCAACCGCGGCGAGGUCAUCGAGCUGCGCCUCCGCACCGACGCCGGCGACGGCUACCGCGACUACCGCACCAUCCGCAACACCCUCUGCCACGAGCUCGCCCACAAUGUGCACGGGCCCCACGACAGGGACUUUUGGGACCUGUGCCACGCCAUCGAGCGCGAGGUCGCCGCCGCCGCGGACUGGAGGGGCGGCGCCGGCCGCACCGUCGGCGACGGGCCGGGGUUUGACGACGAGGAGGAUUAUGCUCACGACCACGGCGGCUGGACAGGUGGCGAGUACGUCCUCGGCGGCGGCGGCGGCGGCGGUGGCGGCGGCCCCGCGGCGCAGGAUCUGACCCGGCGGGAGAUACUGGCCAACGCGGCCGAGGAGCGCCACAAGCGCAUCGCGCGGGAAAGGAGAGAGGCUAAAGGAGCAGGUGAGACCCCGGAGGCGGGAGAGGGGGUAGAACCACAAGAGACCGGGAAGAGGAGAGAAGGCGAAGGAGAGGAGAAGCGGCGGCAGAGCUGAGGUCAGUAUGUGUAUCAUGUCGUAUUAUGGGCGAAGAAGCAAGCAUCGCGAUAGCCGCAUCUUGGGCGACGGACCGGCCAUGUACAAAUACAUGCACCCUAUUCUACGCCGGGGUCGAGAUAUUGUAUGCCUUGUCUCCCUUUAUUCAUGUUUUAGCGACGCGCCGUGCUGAGCAUGGCGCACACCCUCCCGCCUAUAUCCCAAGACGCCCUUGCUUAAGUGGAGAUUAUAUAAGAACAUUUCUUAUACUGCCA